CUCUACAAUAAACACCAGCAAUAUGAUACAGGCAGCCAAGAUCCUCGAACAAAGAAGUCACCUAGUGCCUGGAAAGCUCAGAAUCACCGAGCACUUCUUCCAGGUACCUCGUGAUUACUCGAACCCCUCAGCAGGGCAUCUGCAACUGUUUGCACGCUCGGCUCUCAAAGCCGAGAAGCCGGCAGACUAUUCUCCAGAUGGCACACCGGACCCAAAGAAGGUCCAGCUACCAUGGCUUGUAUAUCUACAGGGCGGCCCAGGCUUUGAGUGCCGCAGCCCUGAGAACGUGUCCUGGGUUCCCACUAUCCUAGACAAGGGAUAUCGCGUUCUCAUGCUCGAUCAACGUGGUACUGGACUGUCCACAGCCAUCAGUCAAAGCUCUCUGCAGCUCCGUGGCGACGAGAAGGUCCAAGCAGAGUACAUGAAGAGCUUCCGUGCGGACAGCAUCGUGAAGGAUUGCGAGGCCGUACGGAAAGCCCUAACUGAGGACUACCCCGAAGACAAAAAGAAGUGGUCCAUAAUGGGUCAAUCAUUCGGUGGAUUCUGUGCUACGACAUAUCUUUCAUUCUAUCCUGAAGGGGUCAAAGAAGCUUUCCUCUUUGGUGGUCUGCCGCCUCUGCGCAGCAACCCGGACGAGGUCUAUGAGCGCCUAUACAAACGCGUGAAGAAGCGAAACGAGCAAUAUUACGCAAAGUACCCCGAGGAUAUCGACCGCGUAAAGCGCAUCAUCAAGCUCUUGUCCAGAUUCGGCGACACUACUGUCCGUGUACAAGGCGGAGAGGGCUAUCUCAGCGCUCGUCGAUUCCUCCAACUCGGAAUCUUCUUUGGAAAGCAUGGCGGUUUUGAAGAUGUGCAUGCGUUGGUUCUGCGAGCAGACACAGACUUGAGCCAGUUUGGACACCUGACACGACCUACCGUUCUUGCACUUGAGGCUGCGCAGUCGUGGGACACGAACGUCAUAUAUGCCUUGUUACACGAGCCUAUCUAUUGCCAAGGAGAAGCAGCCAACUGGUCUGCUGAGCGACUUCUUGAGAAGUUCCCUGAGUUCUCACUGCAGAAUGUGGAGUCAUCAGACCCAGUUUACUUUACUGGAGAGAUGAUAUACCCAUUCAUGUUUGACUGCUACCCGGAGCUUGCGAAGUUGAAGCAAGUGGGCCAAAUGCUUGCUGAAGAGAAGGAUUGGCCAAAGCUUUAUGAUACUGAGCAGCUGAAGAAGAAUGAGGUACCAACGUACGCAGCUGUCUACCAUGAGGACAUCUACGUCGAUUUCGAGUUGAGCAUGGAGACCGCGAACACCAUCAAAGGGUGCAAGCCUUUCGUCACAAACUCAAUGUAUCACAAUGCGAUUGGAGCGAAGACGGAUGAUGUGCUUAAGGAGAUAUUUGCGAGGAGAGACGAUGUUAUCGAUUGAAGUAGUUGACCGAAACGUGAUGGAUUCAGAGGGAGCUCGUUGCAUUUUCGUCUACAAAAUAGAGUCGAUG
This is a messenger RNA of Boeremia exigua, 1481 nucleotides long. RefSeq names its product Alpha/Beta hydrolase protein. Lineage: Eukaryota; Fungi; Ascomycota; Dothideomycetes; Pleosporales; Didymellaceae. The record is from RefSeq and is a predicted model, not a curated record. The transcript has 2 exons. Gene Ontology annotation, molecular function: peptidase activity. Bases 23 to 1411 code for a protein of 462 amino acids. Gene Ontology annotation, biological process: proteolysis.